This is a messenger RNA of Mesorhabditis belari, 1344 nucleotides long. The record is from the annotation of a GenBank genome assembly. Lineage: Eukaryota; Metazoa; Nematoda; Chromadorea; Rhabditida; Rhabditidae.
AUGCGUGAAAUCGUUCAUGUUCAAGCCGGACAAUGCGGAAAUCAGAUCGGAGCCAAGUUCUGGGAGGUGAUCUCUGAUGAGCACGGCAUUCAACCCGAUGGCUCGUAUGGAGGAGAAUCAGAUCUUCAACUUGAGAGAAUCUCCGUCUAUUACAAUGAGGCUAAUGGUGGAAAAUAUGUUCCCCGAGCGGUGUUGGUGGAUCUUGAGCCAGGCACGAUGGAUUCCGUGCGCUCUGGUCCAUAUGGAGCACUUUUCCGUCCCGAUAACUAUGUCUUCGGUCAAUCGGGCGCCGGAAAUAACUGGGCAAAGGGACACUACACUGAGGGAGCCGAAUUGGUGGACAACGUGUUGGACGUGGUUCGCAAAGAGGCUGAGGGAUGCGAUUGUCUGCAAGGCUUUCAAUUGACUCAUUCGUUGGGUGGUGGAACUGGAUCUGGAAUGGGAACACUGUUGAUCUCGAAGAUUCGCGAGGAAUACCCCGACAGAAUCAUGUCCUCAUUCUCCGUUGUUCCAUCGCCAAAGGUCUCCGACACCGUUGUCGAGCCAUACAAUGCGACUCUCUCCGUUCAUCAAUUGGUUGAAAAUACUGAUGAGACAUUCUGCAUUGACAAUGAGGCUCUUUAUGAUAUAUGUUUCCGAACAUUGAAACUUACAAAUCCAACCUAUGGAGAUCUCAAUCAUCUUGUCUCGAUGACAAUGUCCGGCGUGACAACUUGUCUUCGUUUCCCCGGUCAACUCAACGCUGAUCUUCGUAAAUUGGCUGUGAACAUGGUUCCAUUCCCUCGUCUUCAUUUCUUCAUGCCUGGCUUUGCCCCAUUGGCUGCCAAGGGAGCCGCCGCCUAUAAAGCACUCACCGUUGCUGAGCUCACCCAACAGAUGUUUGAUGCAAAGAACAUGAUGGCUGCUUGUGAUCCUCGUCACGGAAGAUAUCUCACCGUUGCCGCCAUGUUCCGUGGACGAAUGAGCAUGCGAGAGGUAGACGAUCAAAUGAUGUCUGUGCAAAACAAGAACUCCUCCUAUUUCGUCGAAUGGAUUCCCAACAAUGUGAAGACUGCUGUGUGCGAUAUUCCGCCUCGUGGCCUCAAGAUGUCCGCCACUUUUGUCGGAAAUUCCACUGCUAUUCAAGAGCUUUUCAAGCGAAUCUCCGAGCAAUUCACUGCAAUGUUCCGUCGCAAGGCUUUCCUCCAUUGGUACACUGGUGAAGGAAUGGACGAGAUGGAGUUCACUGAGGCUGAAUCAAACAUGAAUGAUCUUGUUUCUGAAUAUCAACAAUAUCAAGAAGCCACCGCCGAAGAUGAAGGUGAAUUGGAUGGAGAUACGACUGAACAACAUUAUGAUCAUGAA